Messenger RNA from Oncorhynchus nerka (sockeye salmon), 3847 nucleotides. RefSeq lists its product as uncharacterized. The record is from RefSeq and is a predicted model, not a curated record. The transcript has 5 exons. The coding region runs from base 1688 to 2998 and encodes 436 amino acids. Lineage: Eukaryota; Metazoa; Chordata; Actinopteri; Salmoniformes; Salmonidae.
AUUGUGUAGCUCACUGAGAUAUUGACCUUGGCCGGCGCCAAACCUGAAGUCUGGCAGAACAGUAGUGUUCCUUUUGGCAGCGACCACAUUAUUUUUAUAUGGGAGAAUGUAUUUUGCGUGCAGUGGCUCUGUUGGGAUUAAUGUGUCGAUCUAUGCAACAACAAAAAAAGAAACCUUGUUGGAUUAUAAGAUAUGAAGAACAGUAAACCCCUGGUAUGCUUACAUUGUUUUUCUUACCUCCCUUUUGUUCACAGAAUAGCAUGGGAUUUAUGUUUUAGAUACGGUGAAGUUUAGAAUCAACAAUACUUGAGGUAAUUGUAACGACUAUUGUGUGUGUGCUUUUUGAGGUAGUCUCAACUGCGUGUUUAUUUGGACGGUGAAGCUAAACCUUUUAAUUUGACUCUAUACUCCAGCAUUUUGGAAUCGAGAUCAAAUGUUUGAGGUGACAGAACAGAAUGUCACGUUAUAUUUGAGGGUAUUGUCAUACCUCUGUUUCAGCAUUUGGAAAUGAAAGCACUUUACGUGUAUAUGGGGGCGGCAGGUAGCCUAGUGGUUAGAGCGUUGGACUAGUAACCAGAAGUUUGCAAGAUCAAAGCUGACAAGGUAAAAAUCUGUCGUUAUGCCCGUCGUUAACCCACUGUUCCUAGGCCGUCAUUGAAAAUCAGAAUUUGUUCUUAACUGACAUGUCUAGUUAAAGGUAAAAUAUAUAUAGUCCCCCCCCCCCCAUUUGAAGGUGUCAAGUAUUUGGAUGAAUAUACACUGAACAAAAAUAUAAAUGCAAGAAGCUGCAAUAAAGAAUCCCAGGCCUUUUCCAUAUGCACAAAAGCUUAUUUCUCAUUCUGUGCACAAAUUAGUUUACAUCUGUUAGUGAGCAUUUCUCUUUUGCCAAGAUGCUACACCUGGAAGCUGAUUAAACAAUAUGAUCAUUGCACAGGUGCACCUUGUGCUGGGGACAAUACAAGACCACUUUAAAAUGUGCCGUUUUGUCACACAAACAAAUGCCACAGUGGUCUUAAGUUUUGAGGGAGUGUGCAAUUGGCAUGCUGACUGCAGGAAUGUCCACCUGAGCUCGUGCCAGAUAAUUUAAUGUUAAUUUCUCUACCAUAAACUGCUUCCCAAGUCGGUUUACACACAGACCAUGUGGAACCACGCCAGCCCAGAACUUCCACAUCCGGCUUCACCUGCGUGAUCGUCUGAGGGGAGGUGGGGGGCACAACAAUCUGAAACACAACCAAAACUACUCUAACUCUGCUUAGUGUGCUGCAUACAGCUCCAUGCAGAUCAAGUCCCCAUCUGACUCCUGUAUUCCACCUGUAUUAUAUUUUGCUGUAUUUGGCAUCUUUAACAAUAUCUAAGGGGGACGAGAAAUGGUCUACUGCCAUUCAUCUAGAAGAAAAAGAAACGAGGUGCUGGCUAGCGGAGUAGAAACUCAGAUGCAAAAAUUUUAAUACCAACGUUCGACAGCCAAGCUGUCUUCAUCAGGGUAUAAUAAUUCAUGACACAGCAGUGACAUCUUGUGGAUAAAUUGAUUACAAUAUUUAAUUUAGUACACAUUUUCUCUCGGGUGGUUGAAAAUGGCAUCUUUACAGACAAUACCACUUACAAAUACAUUUUUUUCCAGAAUAUCUACUCAAAGGCUAAAAAAUAAAUACAUAAAUAUGAAACUGUUGCCAGGGAAUUUCAAGUCAUGGUGUCCACUAAAAAUAGUUUCACCUUGCAACAUUGCAUAGUCUGGCAGUCCAAACAGUGCCUGGUCAAAUAUCCCUGUCCAGUGUCCACUCCACACUGUGCUGGUUGGGGGAGGAACUCGACCCCUUUUCCCCUGCUCCUACUUCUCUCCUUGUGCCUGUAUCUAUCUCCCUGGAAAAUGAAAUAUGCUAAUAACAGAGAUAUGAAGCACCCUCUAGUAAGGAUGAGAAACGUUCAUUCCCAGUCCUCUCUGGGGAGUGACACCGACUCGCAGCCUGUCCUGAAAGAAGAGGAGGAAGAGGAGGUAACACUAGAGGAGGAGAAAGAGACGGAAGAGGAGAAAGAAGGGGACGUAUUGACGGACUUAGAGCUGGAUCCUGAGUUGCCUGAGGAGUAUUCCCAUGGCCUGGAGGACCUGAGGUGGAACCUGAGCUCUCUAGAGAAGGCUGUAUAUCUCAGCCUGCCACCGUGGGUCCAGAGAGCAUUGCUGUGCAACCUCAUGGCUAAAUGUGGUGUAAACAACUCAUUCUUCCCAGCCCGUCUGCUGUCCUACCUGCUGCUGCCCUACAUACUGCCAGCCUCUAUCUUUCUCCAUGUCAACUACAGGGUGCUGUGUUGGCUCCGCCAAGUCCCAGGGAAGUGGCUGUGGCCGGGUGUGGAAAUGGCUGUGCCAUUCCUUCUAAAGCUCUCUCACCCCAGGAAGAACCUCAUGCACAGGUUGUGGCCCUCUGGUCCUGUCAGAUUUUGGCCCGGUGGUCCUGCCAGGUUGUGGCCCUGCAAUCCUAUCAGGUUGUGGCCCUGCAAUCCUAUCAGGUUGUGGCCCUACAAUCCUGUCAGGUUGUGGCCCUGCAAUCUUAUCAGAUUCUGGCCCCUAUGCUUUCUGGCAUCUGCCAAAGAAACACAUACACAGUUUAAGAGUGCAGAGGAUCCUCCUCCACAGCAGCGCCGUCGCUCUGUCCUGCGGUUCCAGCUGUCCACCACCAGCACCCAUUACACAACCGAGACCCCCAACACCCCAACCGAGAGCCACCUUGAUCCCCUGGGCUUCUCCCUCCUCUUCAACCUGGAACUAGCGAUGGACAACCAGCCCAAUCAGCCCAACCACCAGUCUCUACUCCACCAAAGCGAGAGGCUGCUGCCACUGGAGUAUGGCCCCUGCAUAAAGGAAGAGGCCCUGGCCUCCCCACACAUCUCCCACAUGGGGGUGGAGGAAGAGGAGGAGAGGAUGUCUCAGGGAGGGGAUGAGGUGGAGGAAGGGUUAGCUCUCCUCCGCAGGCUUCCUGUGGAGUGUGCCAAUACUGGCUACUAAUGUUGGCUGACUUUAGGGUCAGGAGUUUUUCCCUGAUCGGGUCACAUGGUUGGGAAUGUGAUUUUCUCAGCAAAUGAAUAGCAGACCUAAGUCUGCCUGUAUCCAAUUCACAACUAGUUUGUACUUUGAAGUAUAAUGUAUGUUGAACCCGAUUAGUGAAGUUGACUCUCAUGUGCCGCAUGAGGCAGUAAGCACAAAAGCUCUCUUUCUGCUACGCACUUCCAUUCUCACUCCAGGAUUGACAAUGACUGGAAGGAAUGAUGAUUAGGGUAGAGUCCCUCUUAGUCACGUCACAUAGUCAAAAUAAUUCCCUCAUGUCCCUUAUCAGCUGACUUCCAGGUAAAGUAGUACUUAUAUUAUAUUAGAUGUAUUUUAUGAAAUUGUAUAUGCAGCGCUUGAAAGAGACACUGGUCUCAAUGGUGAAUCCCUGAUUAAAUAAAGGUAAAUAAUGUCCACAGGACAUGUAUUACACCUCAACUAGUUUAAUCAGAUUACGUUCAGGUAUUUGAUCGUGGGUAUUGUUCAUCAAGUGAGUGGCAGUCCUAUGAGUGGGGGGCUACCCGGCAGAGAUGAAAAUAUCAUCUUGAACGGAAAACUCCAUUCACCCACUGGCAGUAGGAAUUUACAGCCUUGGGCACAAGAAAGGCAGCAAAUAGCAAGCAGGACAUUUUUUCCUAUCUGGUUACUAUCAGUGUUUGAUAGGAUCCUAAUAAACACCAUUAAUUUGUUAAGCUGACUAGUAAUACCUUUGGAUUGAGACAAUGUUAAGCCUUUUCACCUUGACCAACUGUUUUGCUGAGGUUGAGUGGAACUUAGUUCAUUUAAAUAAAAGUAAUUAACAAAUGAAAA